UGCCAGCCAUCCGGUCCCCACCCUGGUGACAUCCUCCUCUCACUCCGAGUGGGAUGGAGUAGGGAAUCUGGGGAGGGGGCUAGCUGAGAGUGGUCAGGGCAGCUCCAGCCCUUUGUGGCCCCUCCCCUCCCAUGGGGCCAUCCAGUCCCUUCCUUAGGGCUGCUCUUCCUAUGGCCUCUGACCCCCUCCUUCUUAGGCUGCAUUGCGGGCGCACCCAGUGCCCAUUAAGUCCCUUUCCCAAACCUCCAAGGAGAAGGGGCGUGGGAGGAGGAGAAGAACAGGGAACUGGAAAGGGUGGUGAGAAAUAAAGACACCAGACAGAGGAAUACACACACACACAGAGGCCGACAGACAGAAACUGAGAGCCUGAAACAGAGACAGAGAGAAACAGAGACCAAGAGACAGAAAGAAAUAAAGACGGACAGAGAGUGGGAAAGAGACUAACUCACUGAGUCAGAAAUACAAAAAGAGAGAGAGACAGAAAAGGAAAGAGAAAUAGACAGAAAAUUAGACACCAAAGCAAUACAGGAAGAAAGACAGGCUGAGAGAGAGACUGAGAAAGGAGAGACAAGGCGGACAGAGUGUGCCAGCUGGCGGAAUGGAGGGUCGCCUGGCACGCCAGAGGUAGUGGCCCCAGCCCGCUGAGCCGGGUAGGCAGAGAGAAGCCGGAGCCUCAGCGGGGGUGAGGGGGCAUGGGAGGGGCGGGCGUGCUGCUGCUGCUGCUGGCUGGAGCUGGCGUGGGGGUGGCCUGGAGACCACCAAAGGGAAAGUGUCCUCUGAGCUGCUCCUGCUCCAAGGAUAGUGCCCUGUGUGAGGGCUCUCCGGACCUGCCCGAGAACUUCUCCCCAACCCUGCUGUCACUCUCAUUCGUUAGGACUGGAGUCACCCAACUGAAGGCCGGCAGCUUCCUGAGGGUGCCCACGCUGCACCUGCUCCUCUUCACAUCCAACUCCUUCUCCGUGAUUGAGGACGAUGCAUUUGCGGGUCUGUCCCACCUGCAGUACCUCUUCAUUGAGGACAAUGAGAUUGGCUCCAUCUCUAAGAACGCUCUCAGAGGACUCCGCUCGCUCACACACCUGAGCCUGGCCAAUAAUAACCUCGAGACCCUCCCCAGAUUUCUCUUCCGAGGCCUGGAGACCCUAACUCACGUGGACCUCCGCGGGAACCCGUUCCAGUGUGACUGCCGUGUCCUCUGGCUGCUACAGUGGACGCCCACCGUGAAUGCCAGCGUGGGGACGGGGGCCUGCGCCGGCCCCCCUGCUCUGGCCCACAUGCAGCUGCGCCACCUCGACCCCAAGACGUUCAAGUGCAGAGCCAUAGAGCUGUCCUGGUUCCAGACGGUUGGGGAGUCGGCACUGGGCGUGGAGUCUUUCUCCUACCAGGGGGAGCCCCACAUCGUCCUGGCGCAGCCCUUUGCAGGCCGCUGCCUGAUCCUCACCUGGGACUACAGCCUACAGCGCUUCCGGCCUGAGGAAGAGCUGUCCGCGCCCUCGGUGGUGUCCUGCAAGCCACUGGUGCUGGGCCUGCGCCUCUUCAUGCUGGCCGCCCGCCUGUGGGGGGGCUCGCAGCUGUGGGCCCGGCCCAGCCCCGGCCUGCGCCUCGCCCCCACGCAGGCCCUGGCCCCGCGGCGCCUGCUGCGGCCCAACGACGCCGAGCUCCUGUGGCUGGACGGGCAGCCCUGCUUCGUGGUGGCCGACGCCUCCAAGGCGGGCAGCACCACGCUGCUGUGCCAGGACGGGCCCGGCUUCUACCCCCGCCAGAGCCUGCAUGCCUGGCACCGGGACACGGACGCCGAGGCCCUGGAGCUGGACGGCCGGCCCCAUCUGCUGCUGGCCUCUGCCUCCCAGCGGCCCGUGCUCUUCCAGUGGCUCGGCGGCCGCUUCGAGAGGCGCACGGACAUCCCCGAGGCGGAGGACGUCUAUGCCACACGCCAUUUCCAGGCCGGGGGCGAUGUGUUCCUGUGCCUGACACGCUACAUCGGGGACUCCAUGGUCAUGCGCUGGGAUGGCUCCAUGUUCCGCCUCCUGCAGCAACUUCCCUCACGUGGUGCCCACGUCUUCCAGCCACUGCUCAUCGCCAGGGACCAGCUGGCCAUCCUGGGCAGCGACUUCGCUUUCAGCCAGGUCUUUCACCUUGAGCCUGACAAGGGGCUCCUGGAACCUCUACAGGAGCUGGGGCCCCCAGCCUUGGUGGCCCCUCGUGCCUUUGCUCACAUCACCAUAGCCGGCAGACGCUUCCUCUUUGCGGCUUGCUUCAAAGGCCCCACACAGAUAUACCAGCAUCACGAGUUAGACCUCAGUGCCUGAGACCCCACAGGACCUUGGUCAUGGCCGGGAGGGCCUUAGGGAGCACUGACUGGCACAGAGAGUCCCAGGCCUCUGGAUACCCACUUGACAGGGAGCCUGGAAGAGAUGAUGGAUCAGUUUGUGAGAGCAGAUGGAGUUUUCUCCCCAAGACACCGGCCUCCUGGCCCUACUCGGGCUGAUGCUACCUGUGAGGUCCUGACCAGAGGCCAAAUUCAAGGCAAGAGCUGUCCUUCCAGUCUUUAAGCAACAUCUCAGCUGGAGGCUCAUGUCCCCACUAGAGAUGACUUGGGAGCUCAGGCUGGGGCGCUGCAAGGAGCCAGGAUACAAUAGUCAUGGUGGGGAUAAUGUGCAGAACUCCUUGCGGUCUGGAAGUGCGCCCCCUCAACCCACUCCCACCGUUUCUGCUCCCUGAGAAAGUACUGAGGAAGAGACAGCUUUCCUUUCCCUCUAAACUCAAUCUGGCCAAUCGCUUUGGUGCCCGCCUUCGUGACGUCAUCAGUCGCUGGGCCGGUUUCCCAGCCGGGCUUGCUAACUUCCUCUGCUGCUUGUGCGCAUGCCUGCUGCCCGGGCGGAAGACCAGCAUGUUGGCCCUCUUGCGCAUGCGCGGGAAAUAGGCGGGAAAGUGGGAAAUAGGUAGGAAAGCAGGAGCUGUUGUGGGGAGCCCGGCUGCACAUAUCCGAUGAGGGACAGGGGAGAGGAGAGAAAGUGUAUGAGCUCAAUAAACGCGCUGUGCAGCUGC
Mustela lutreola (European mink) is the source of this 3045-nucleotide messenger RNA. RefSeq names its product leucine rich repeat LGI family member 4 (gene LGI4). The transcript is spliced from 9 exons. The record is from RefSeq and is a predicted model, not a curated record. Gene Ontology annotation, biological process: myelination in peripheral nervous system; neuron maturation. NCBI's taxonomy places the organism in Eukaryota, Metazoa, Chordata, Mammalia, Carnivora, Mustelidae. Gene Ontology annotation, molecular function: protein binding. The coding region runs from base 693 to 2306 and encodes 537 amino acids.